Molecule: messenger RNA, 498 nt
Organism: Lathyrus oleraceus (garden pea)
Lineage: Eukaryota; Viridiplantae; Streptophyta; Magnoliopsida; Fabales; Fabaceae
Exons: 2
Coding region: 1-498 (165 amino acids)
Source: RefSeq, a predicted model, not a curated record
AUGGUAAAUAGGCACCAAGAUGCAGAUGGACUUGUACAACGAAUUCGACGUGAUGAUAUGGCAACAAAUAAUAAUAAUCUAGAAGCCAUGGUCAAAAGAAUUAUGGCACAUAAUGGGGUAUAUGUUGGCCUCUACAGGCCAAAUUAUACAUCACCUUUAUCUAAGUAUGUUCUGCAGUCAGAAUUACCCUCUAGGUGGAAGGUCCCUAAGCUUACCAUGUUUUCUGGGGAUACUAGUGUGUCCACUGUAGAACAUGUGGCCAGAUACUUCAUAGAGGCAGGGGAAAUUGCAAACAAUGAGAGUCUUAGGAUGGAAUAUUUCCCAAGUUCCCUUAAGAAGAACGCAUUUACGUUUCAUCUGCUUAAGGCAAGAUGUUUUACGCAAGUUCCUGAGCAUGAGUUGGUCGAAAUGGAUGUUGGUGACCUUGAAUAUUCUAUUAGGAAGAAGUUAGAUACCCAAUACCUGAAAGAUAUGGCCCAAUUGGCUGAUAGAGUUUGA